Astyanax mexicanus (Mexican tetra) is the source of this 582-nucleotide messenger RNA. RefSeq names its product NADH:ubiquinone oxidoreductase subunit A12 (gene ndufa12). The coding region runs from base 59 to 499 and encodes 146 amino acids. Gene Ontology annotation, cellular component: membrane. Gene Ontology annotation, biological process: response to oxidative stress; mitochondrial respiratory chain complex I assembly. The record is from RefSeq and is a predicted model, not a curated record. The transcript has 4 exons. Lineage: Eukaryota; Metazoa; Chordata; Actinopteri; Characiformes; Acestrorhamphidae.
GCCCAGUCGGAGCAGAAUUGGUGCGCGCCGGUCCGUCCCUGUGUAGAGUCGGUCUGCGAUGGGGGAAUACCUGAAUAUAGUCCGCCGGGCUGCGGGUCAAAUCACCGGGCACGGCGGAGUCCGGGGGCUCCUGCUGCAGCUCUUCAGGGUGAAUGACCUGAAGACAGGAGCGCUGAUCGGAGUCGACAAAUACGGCAACAAGUACUAUGAGGACAAUCGUUAUUUCUUCGGGCGUCACAGAUGGGUUGUGUAUACUACAGAGAUGAACGGCAAAAGGACAAUGUGGGAUGUUGAUGGCAGCAUGGUACCUGCUGAAUGGCACCGCUGGCUGCACUGCAUGACGGAUGACCCUCCCACCACACAUCCUCCCGAGCCCAAGAAGUUCCUGGCCAAGGUUCAUCAGAUUAAUGUGAGCGGAUCCUCUGAGUGUUAUGUUCCAUAUUCCACCACUCCCAAGAAGAUCCACGAGUGGGUUCCUCCGAAGGUCGGGCAGCAGUGAUUCUCUGGAAACCUGAUCCAUCUUCAGUCUGGCUGAGCAUUCUGUACAAUAUUGCUGUAAAUUAAUUAAACUUCUAAAUGUAA